AUGUCACAGUUCCGCGCCAAGAAGCUCGACAUUGGAGGCUUCAUCAACAUCCGUGUUAUCCGUGAUCACACUAAGCGUAAGGUUUUCGAACAAUAUGAGCCUGAACGACAAGCCCUCCGCUACAUAAUCCGAAACACCACGCUGCCCCAGCGUGUCCGCGCCCAGGCCCAACUGCAGCUCUCGCAAAUGCACGCCUACACCCGGUCUACGCAAAUCAAGAACCGCUGUGUGGCGGGAGGUACAGCCAGGAGUGUUUUCCGAGACUUCAGGAUUGGAAGAUAUCAAUUCCGCCAACAGGCGCUCGCGGGUGAGCUACCGGGAGUGAAGAAGGCUAGUUGGUAG
Messenger RNA from Aspergillus nidulans FGSC A4, 342 nucleotides. Its product is annotated as mitochondrial 37S ribosomal protein uS14m. Bases 1 to 342 code for a protein of 113 amino acids. Gene Ontology annotation, cellular component: ribosome. NCBI's taxonomy places the organism in Eukaryota, Fungi, Ascomycota, Eurotiomycetes, Eurotiales, Aspergillaceae. The record is from RefSeq and is a predicted model, not a curated record. Gene Ontology annotation, biological process: translation. Gene Ontology annotation, molecular function: structural constituent of ribosome. The transcript has 3 exons.